AUGGCUGACGAGUUGACUCCCGAGGUCCCGAUGGAAAACAAAAAACCAGAAGGCACCACUGAUCCGGUGCCGGAGGCGGAGAGUUCCGGCGACGACGUCUCAAAGCGUGCCAGGGAGGAAGAUGAGGCGGCGGAUGAAAAUGGAGAGAAAAAGGCGAAAAUCGAGGGCGACAAGUCCGAAGAUGGUGAUGAGAAAAUAGAGGAGGAUGGGACGGAAUCAAGCGGCGCCUCCGUCGGUCCGAAAACGUUCGGGUCGUCCGUUGAGAUUUUCGAUUACUUCUUUAAGCUUCUUCAUGCCUGGCCAACUAAUCUCGACAUUAACAAGUAUGAGCACUUAAUGCUGCUAGCACUCCUCAAGAAAGGCCACUCAGAUCCAGAUAGAAAGAUCGGGAACGGGAUUAAAGCCUUCCAAGUUCGUUUUCACCCUCAGUUUAAGAGCCGCUGUUUUUUCCUCACGAGAGAAGAUGGAUCGACUGAUGAUUUUAGCUUCAGAAAGUGUGUGGAUCAGAUUUUGCCUUUGCCCGAAAAUAUGCAGAUAAAAGACGAUGUCAAUAAGGCAUUGCGUGGGAAGGGAGGAGGCCGUGGGCGUGGUCGUGGGCGUGGCCAAGGUGGGAAAUGA
Striga hermonthica is the source of this 618-nucleotide messenger RNA. The record is from the annotation of a GenBank genome assembly. Lineage: Eukaryota; Viridiplantae; Streptophyta; Magnoliopsida; Lamiales; Orobanchaceae.